Messenger RNA from Corticium candelabrum, 1209 nucleotides. Its product is annotated as carbohydrate sulfotransferase 11-like. The record is from RefSeq and is a predicted model, not a curated record. Lineage: Eukaryota; Metazoa; Porifera; Homoscleromorpha; Homosclerophorida; Plakinidae. The transcript is spliced from 2 exons. Gene Ontology annotation, molecular function: sulfotransferase activity. Gene Ontology annotation, biological process: carbohydrate biosynthetic process. Gene Ontology annotation, cellular component: membrane. The coding region runs from base 76 to 1074 and encodes 332 amino acids.
ACAAAGAGGUCUGCGUGGCAACAUCUGAGGAACCAGACUACAGUGAAGCGCACUGAAAAGCCGCCGUAUCGAGCUAUGUCGCAGCAUUUACAACCUUUACAUGUAUUAUUUGGAAUUUGUGUAGCGAUAACUUGCUACGCGUUCGUGAUAUGCUACGUUAUGGAAAGACCUCUUUUUCGUGUUCCAACAAUCUAUCUAGUUUCAUUCAGAGACGAAAAAACCAGAAAUCUGUUAGAGGAGUUGCAAGAAUCUCGGAAACAUUUUGCUAGUGUGAAAGCCUCUAUCGACGACAGAUGCACAAGGUUCCAAAAGCCUCUUUCCGAGAAACAACUUGACUAUUUCUACACACGCGCCGUCGUAGACGAUAAUCACAAAGUUAUCUACUGUCCUGUUUGGAAGUCAGGCUCGACCUCUUGGAGAGCAGUUAUGCUUGUACUGGAAGGCUCAUUCAAAUCUCUCGACGAUGCCGUCAAAUCAGUUCGUUCGGUUAGAGGCUUGACAACACUGAAAUCGUACAAGAACAAAUCAGAAAUUGAAUUCAGACUUAGAACUUACAAAAAGUUUAUGGCUUACAGAGAGCCACUCAAUCGUUUCGCAGCAGACUACUUAAUGUUGAAAAGAAAAGGUGAAGGUUACGAACGACAAAGUCGCGAAAUAGUAAAAUACGCUAACUCCGUGAGAGGACGUCGCGAUUCCAAACAUGUGUGGCAAAACAUGAGCAUCUGCGACUUUGCCAAGUUUGUGUCUCGUUUCGGUAACAAGACAACGAAAAUGAUUAAAUUAAAUCACCAGUGGAUACCACAGAAUAUGGCGUGUUAUCCGUGUCACAUUCACUACGAUUAUUACAUCGAUAUGGAGAGUUCAACCGUUGACGUUGACAGUCGUUACCUUUUGAUGAUUCUAGGCGCGCCACAUUGGUUGAAGAUGCCUCAUGUCAAUCCUACGACUAAAGACAAAACAACGCAUUUGUUGCAACUAUCUGAGCAGUUGUACAAUCACCUUGUGUCUGUUUACUACAAUGACUACGAGAUUUUUGGUUUUAGGAAACCAGAACGCAGUAGCAUGAAACUCUGAAUGUGUAAAUUUCAAUCAGCCUUAAGGAUUUAUAGUAUGUUUAGGACUUGUUUGCAUGCAAUUUUUAACUUUACUACAAGAAUCUUAGACAUCAGUUCUUAUAACAUAGGGUCUACGAAAAUGCUAAAUUUUGAC